GGAGAGAGGAGGGAAGGAAGAAGCCAGGAGCGGAGAGGGGGACGCGGGGUCCGCCGGAGCCAGGAGGAAACACGCCGCCGCCGCCGCCGCCGCGAGCAGGAAGUCUGAGUGGGAGCGCGGCAGAGAGAAGAGAGGGGGAAAGAGGAAGCGGCAGCGGCAGAAGAGAAAGCAAAAGCUCCCCGUGCCGCCGGCUGCUCCAUCGUCCGCCUGCCUGCGCUGGACUCGGCAUCUCCGGCUCCUGCCCGGGCGGGAACGCUGCGCCGCCGCCGCUGCCAUGGCCCGGGAGAACGGGGAGGGCAGCGCCUCCUGGAAGAAGCAAGCCGAGGACAUCAAGAAGAUCUUCGAGUUCAAGGAGACCCUGGGAACGGGUGCGUUUUCUGAAGUAGUUUUGGCCGAAGAGAGGGCUAGUGGAAAACUCUUUGCAGUCAAGUGCAUCCCCAAGAAAGCACUGAAGGGGAAGGAAAGCAGCAUAGAGAAUGAAAUCGCAGUCCUGAGAAAAAUAAAACAUGAAAAUAUAGUUGCACUGGAAGACAUAUAUGAGAGUCCAAACCACUUGUACCUGGUCAUGCAACUAGUGUCUGGAGGCGAGCUUUUCGACCGCAUAGUAGAGAAAGGAUUUUACACCGAGAAGGAUGCAAGCACUCUGAUACGGCAGGUCCUAGAUGCUGUCUACUAUCUGCACAGAAUGGGCAUUGUGCAUCGAGAUCUCAAGCCUGAGAACCUGCUGUACUACAGCCAGGAUGAAGAAUCCAAAAUCAUGAUCAGUGACUUCGGAUUGUCAAAGAUGGAGGAUAAAGGAGACGUCAUGUCCACAGCAUGUGGAACCCCAGGAUAUGUUGCUCCUGAAGUGCUGGCCCAGAAACCCUACAGCAAAGCAGUGGAUUGUUGGUCCAUUGGGGUAAUUGCAUACAUUUUGCUCUGUGGAUAUCCUCCAUUUUAUGAUGAAAAUGACUCCAAGCUCUUUGAGCAGAUUCUUAAGGCGGAAUAUGAAUUUGACUCUCCAUAUUGGGAUGACAUCUCAGACUCUGCUAAAGAUUUUAUUCGGAACUUGAUGGAGAAAGACCCUAACAAAAGAUAUACCUGUGAGCAAGCAGCCCGGCACCCAUGGAUCGCAGGGGACACAGCCCUCAGCAAAAAUAUCCAUGAGUCCGUCAGUGCUCAGAUCCGAAAGAACUUUGCAAAAAGCAAAUGGAGACAAGCGUUUAAUGCCACAGCAGUGGUGAGACAUAUGAGAAAGUUACAUCUUGGCAGUAGCUUGGACAGUUCAAAUGCAAGCGUGGCAAGCACCCUCAGCCUGGCCAAUCCACUUCCCGAUGGAACAACCAGGAAAGAUUGUAUGUCCCCAUCUGCUCUCUGUAGUUUUGUUUCAUCUGCUUCUUCGGGUAUUUCUGCAGUAGGAGGAGAACGGAGACCCAGGCCAACCACAGUAACAACAGUGCACACAGGGAGCAAGUGAUCGGCGGAGGAGGAUAGAGACGGGAAAGCCAUCGUGUCGAGCGUACCUACUCCGAGUGAUUUCAUCCUGCAUUGUGCACUCGGCGAAGGACUAGAAGAGAGAAGAUUUUUUUAUGGCCAUAUUUUAUACUGCAAUUCUGAAAUGUUUCAUUUAGCACAAACUGCAAUGACUCCAGGGGGAAUGGAUUUAACAGCCUCUGGUGCUGUAUAUAUGAGUCUAGCAAUGUUCUAACUAACAGACGCGCAUUCUUUUUCCCGGUGAUUUACUCUCUUCUUCUCAGUGUAGGUAACAGUAUAUGUUGUAUUUUUUUUCCAUUAACUAAAAAGGUCUCGGCUGGAUUAUUUAAAUAGAGAUAAUUUUUGAGAAAUAGACUUUUUUUUCUUCUUUUAGCAAGUACUUCCAGUUGCAUCCCUCCUUCCAGUUUGCUGAGGGAUAGGUUACUUCUGUCGGUAGAGAUUUGCAUUGACCUUCCAAAACAGGAGGGUUCCAAAGGCUUGCAUGCCAUUUUUAAGUCCUAAAAUUGGACUGUAAACCUGUCCGGAUCUAGCAGUGCCAUUACACUAAAACAACCUGCUUUCCCUCUCUUCCUCCUUCUUGGAAACAAUGGUGAGAGUUGAUUGAAAACAACCCAUCAUGACGUGCUGUGAACCUGCAACAUUAAUUGACUUUGACGGGAGUGGCAAAGUUCUCAGCCAGGAGCAGUCCUUAGUUCAGCAAGCACGUGAAAAAUGAUAUAAUGCUUCAUCCUGCAGCUCUUAUUCCUUUGCUAAACCCCUUGUGGUCCAUCAGUGAGGCCCCAUAACGAGGAGUCAGGAGAGCCUGGGUUCUAUUCCCAUCUCUGCCACUGACUCGCUGCUUGAGCUUUGGACAAGUCACUGCCCAGGGUCAAAAAUUUCAAAUGUGGCCUCUGAUUUUGAGUACCUCCAGUUUGGGGCCUGCUAAUUGAGAGCUGGUGAGCACUGCAACCCACUGACCUCAGCUGAAGUUAUUGGUGGCUCAGAGUUAUGCGCCAGGUGUCCCAAGCCGGGCACCAAAAAUAAGAAAGCAUUUUUUUAAAGCUUUGGCCCUAAAAAAAAGCUGUGCCUCAGUUUCCCCAUCCGUAAAGUGGUGAUAACGAUACACACUGCAAUGUGGACACAGCCUGCCUUUCACUGUGGCGUGUGAGCUGCCUGUACCCUAUACACCACCACAAGCAUAGAAAAGGUCAAAAACAGGCCCUGUCCUGGAACAGAAGAGACAGCAGUGUUCAGAGCUCACCGCACUUACGAACCUUGUGAGACGUGUCCAGAUCUCUACAAGUCAUUCCCAGCUUUGAUUUUUCUUCUUGGAGGAGAAAAGGUAGAAGGGGAGUUCAUGAGAAUCAGGCACAUUUAAACUAUUACUAGCUCCCUACACCCAAAGACAGCCAUCUUCACAGGCAGGCAGGAAUCAUUUUUCCUUAAACGAUUCUGUUGCCACAUCCACAUCAGUUAUUGUCUUUAAAGAAUUAGAUGAACCAGUCACAGACACACCUGAAUGUAUACGGCUGUAGUGAACAUGCUACGAAAAGCCAUGACAUUUACAUUUCGUUGGGAUUUCAAAGAUGUAAGGUGAAAUCCUGCCCCUGUUGAAGUCAGUGAGAGUUUGGCCAUUAACUUCAGAGGAGCCAGGAUUUCAAGAAAACCAGGUGGUACACAGUGCUAGCUCUUUACAAAGAUGUCAUUGCAUUAGAUGUCAUUGCACUGCUCAUAAAGAUAUUACAUAUAAUAGAUCUCGGUUGAGUCAGUAUUAAUCUGUGCACCAUUUUUAGUCUGGAGAUUUGGAGUAUGAUUUAACCAGUUUCCUCCAAGUUCCCAACAACCCUAUAUCAUAUUGUGCCUAUCACAGACAUUCAAACUAUAAUGAUUUAAUGUGAACUCCAUAAAACACUAGUGUGCAUCUGACUUUCCACUGUGAAUAUCUGACACUCCAAUAUAUCACCUUGUAAAACCUCAUAGAUACAUCCAGUCUCUGACAUAAUGAUCCAGAUCCCCAGCUAAUGUAAAGUGGCGUCAUUCCAGUGAAGUCAGUUGAACUACUCUGAUUUUCACCAGCUGAGGAUCUGGACUAACAUGUGAUAGUGACAUACCACAGCACUGAUAUGCACACUCAGUUUUUAAUAGAGUAAUUGCUCUUCAAAGAGGUUAUUUGGCUCCAUUCUCAAAGCAAAAUCAAAAAUCCACAGCCAUUAACUUCUAAGAAACAUGUUAAAAUGCCUGAUACUGGUCUCAUUGAAGUCAGCGGUAAAAUUCCCGUUGGCUUCAGUGAUGCAGAAUCCUGCCCCAGAUUUGGUAGACAGGAACAGCAGUCAAUGCUGGGGGACGUUGUUGAUCUGAACCCCUCUUAUCCAAAAUCCUACAUUAUCUAAAACUGGAGCGUGCCCCCUGACAUACAGGGUUUUUCAUUUAGGGCCUUAUUCAUAUUCAUACUAAGGUCUCUUGACAUCUCUCUGGCAGUGUAAAUGGGGGUUAAAGUGGCUAUUAAUGCAAUUUAUGCCCACUAUAAGACCUAUUUAUACUGCCAGACUGGUGUAAAGGGACCUUAAUUUAAAUCAUAAUAAGUCCCUAAAAGCCUUAAUUUAUCUCAAAACUUCAUCUUCCAAAUAAAUUCAGUUGGCCCAAUAAAUUCUGAUCUCAGUUGCACCUGUGUAAAUAUGAAGUAACUUGAUUUUGAGUCAGAGGAAUUACACCACAUUUAAACUGGUUUAACCCACAAUUUGGCCGAUGGCAUAUAAAAUGAAGCUCAGGCAGCCCCUAUUUGCAUUCUUUUCUAACAUCAUACUGAAGUUUCUGAUUUUGAUUUAAUUGCUUAUAACAAUAAUCAGAAUAUGGCCCGGUCCAAAUUUGUCUUGCAAAAGUAAAAUGUUUUCCUUCUGCAAAAUAAAGAGGAGUGACGUACAUAAAGGUGAGUCCAUUGCAAGAGUGCACUCCCUCAAUUGAUUUUUGGUCAAUUUUCUGCUCUGGUCCAGUAUGUCUACAAUACCUCCAUGCUGGAUGAGAAUAGUAUCACAUUUAGCUGUGGCUUUACAAUAGUUUCCAUUUCAUUCUAGACUGGAAAUUAGAUUUGCCUUAAUGUUGCUGGUAUUCCACAAGAAUUGGAUCAUUUUAUUAGCACUCUAUUAGUACCUUAAGAAAAGGAUCAGAAGACGUUAAAAGUAAAACGUUUCUUUCUGCCAGAAGGCGAGGAGAUGGAAAGCUUGUGUUUCUCAAGAACUGUGGCUGGGGAUCUGACAGGUAUUUGUGGUGAGGAGAGAGUGGAGAUUUUUACUGUCAUUGAUUCACUAAGGAUCUAUCCCCCUUCAGAGACAAAUCUUUUCAACUUACACCCAUGCACAGGUGUAACUCAGCAGAUUACACCCCAUCCUGGCCUGCCGGUUGAGUUCUAAACCAGUGUUAUGAAUGAGUGUAAAAACUAACAGUAUGUAACCCAUGCAGGUGGUGUGAGGUAUGAUAAGAAAGCACGGCUGGUUAUUUUCCAAGGGGCCAUCUCAGCAAACCAUUAGUGGUUCACUCAUUGCAUGUGGUUCACAUCUCGGAGACUUGCCCCGAGUUAUGCUUCUCUGAGUUAUGCUGCUCUUAGCUUUAUUUGUUUAAAUGGCACCACUGUGAUUUGUUAACUCUUUUUUUUUUCCUGGACUCCCUCCUUCUGGUCUUUGCUUGCAGCCUCGAUUGUUGAAUUGUUACCUCCAGAGUCACAGUUCUCAUCUGUGACACCAACACCAAUGUUCUUGUCAGGAAAACAUAAAACUAACCCAGCUAACACCAGUUGCCUGCAGGAGACUGGCGACUGUAGGCUGCCUGGGAACUUCCUGAGACUGAAUGUCAGUUCUGCAGCAGUGUUAAUGCCACACGCUGCUGAUUUUGCGGUUGACUCUUUAUUCCUAAAGACAAACUGGAUAUUGACCCUGCAGCACAGCUAGUGAGGAGGCAGGUGAAUGGGAAAAUACUGGCUGUGGCAACAUGAAACACACCCUCCCUGAUUAUGCUUUAGUUAUUUCUGGGCAGGUAACGUCUCUUCUGCAUUGAUCACUAUCAUGCAGGGGCCAUCAAACUAGUCAGUUCAGAAAAGCUUUAUUAUUUCACCUUCUUCUAGUUUGUCUGUUAGUAUAGUGGACUGAAAUUAAAAAAAACCCAAUAGUAGACACUGAUUCGCUGCUGAUAAGGAUUCAAUGAUCAUGUAAUGUGCAUUCUGUGGGGGAAGCGAUUUUUAGGUGGUUCUGAAAACGGAAAUUAAAUGGGGACUUUUAACAUGGAAGCCAGCUUGAGGAAAGAGGAGGUGUAUCCUCUGAUCCAGGCGUUUCCUGGGUUUGCUCUGCUAUUGUUGACAACAGUUGUAUCUAUAACAAGUUUCUCUCCUUCACAGCCCUGCUUUAUUUUCCUCUCUUUCUGCCUGAUCCUUCAGUGACAGCAGAAUCCCAUGUUUAUGACAUCGCAGUCAGUUGCCCUGGUGGUCAUUGUAGUGUCACAAAUGAAGCAUUAGGAGACAAAUCUGGACAUCACCAUGAGAAGGGCCGUACAAGAACCUUGAUAAAAAACAUCAUGGCACUUUAGUGGCUCGGGCGUGUCCUGGGAAUCUCAGCACUGGGGUGAAACUCAUGGAGAAAGGAGUUUUACCCUUGCAAAUUGACAGCCUGGCAUUGGAUCAGUGUAAUCAUUGCCAUGCCCGCCACAGGUGACUGGUAUAUUCCUCCUCCAUAGAAGAGAGUUGUAGAUGAGUUUCAAUGGCUUAGCCUGACUUCUCCCCUAACCCACCCCUGCCUACCAAAGCCUUUGCAAACUAUGGCGCAGGGUUGUGUGUUGCACAAGGGGUCUGGUAUAUCACAGAAUCACACCCUUCCCACUGAAUCAGGGCCUUCCAUGCCUGCAGGGAGGGCAUUGGGGGUGUGUAUCCUGCACUGCAGGAUGAAGCAGGAAGGGCAGAUGAGCCAUAAGGAAACAAGCCCUUGUUCGAGCCCAAAUCGCUUUAGUCAUUAGCAAGCAGUGAGAACAUUCUGAAUGGGGAAGCGGAUCUGUAUUUGUCAGAUUCAGUGAAACCUGUGCUAACAUUUCCACCCCCACUAACCAACAACUUCUGUCUUGAGCAGAGUUGGGCAAAUACUGCAAAACACUGGGCUGAAUUUACAAACAGAAUUUAGACUUCUGUGUGUGUUCUCUGCAGAUAUUCCGGGAAUCAAUUUACUGGCGAGACUGCGCAGCGAGAGACCAUGGAACCCCAGUUCAGCAAGGUACAGAAACACAUGCCUAACUUUAAGCACUUUUGACUCCCAUUUGACUUUAAUGGGAUUCAUCACAUGCUUAAAGUUAGGCAUGUGCAUAAGAACCUUCUGAAUUAGGGCUUCAAAGUGUUGUUUCUGCAGAUACAUCAGUUCAAUGGCACAAUUCAUGUUCUUCAAGUUGCGCACAUGCUUAAGUACCUUGCUGAAUUGGGCCUAAAUAAAUACCAGAGAAUAUUCAUGGAAAGGGAAUUUUGCUUUCAUUAUCAUGACCAUUUGAACCAGAAACCUGAUUCUAAGAAAUAUGCUCAUCCACUCAAAGAACAGAAACCUAUCCUGUGACUUGUGCGUCUAAUCAAAACAGUAUAAAAAUCAGAUGCAACAGAACGCUCGCUAAUGCAAAGUAUUGUCCAACCAGUAAUUUCAAGUAACAGAUAUAUGAGGGAAUUGCAAUCUGCUCAUAGAUAUUUGGUGAACCAAAAUUCAUUUGGUAAAUUAUUCAAUAGAAGAUUAUUCACCCAGCAGUAGUUGUAUGUGAUCCCUGUAAAUUAUCCCAAAUUUCCAGUACAGUCGUAUUUUACCCUGAGAUUCAUGUCUACUAGACAAUUUCUUUAUUGUGUGUGCAAUAUUCCCUUGGUGUGAUUACUUAUUUUAUACAGAUUUUGCGGAUAUUUAAAAGUUUGCCCCAAGACACAAAUUCCUGUUCUGGCUUCACUUAGGAUUGUAUCCAUAUAAACUACAUUUGUAAUUAAGCAUAGGAGCGUCUUAAUCUCAGAUGUUAUUUUUCAGGACUCCACCUAACAAAACAGCUGAUCAGUGCAUUGAUCUUUGGUUUCUAUUAGCACAGUCAGAUUCACAGUGCCUACAUUUUUCCAUGACAGAGAGGGAAAACAGGGCAUGUGUGCGCUGAGUGUCAUGAAAAUCACUGCUAAACUCACAAUGACAUGAAAAUGUCCAAUUGAUGCAUGAUACUGCACUGCAUGUAUUAAAUUGUACUAUUUCUACAUUUCCCAAGCCUUUGCUGUAAACACAUCUUGGACCCAGUCCCCUGGGGUUUCUUUUAAGUUUGGUUUUGAAAUGACUAUAUGUAUCUGUAACUCGAAAUCCAUCGUUACCUAGCGCUAACUGCAAAAGCUGACGUUUUGUGAACAAAACACUGCAAAGCCUGAGAAUGUAUUUUGUCCUUUUACUAAAUGCUGUGCAGUUUUUAAGGGAAGAUCUCUGUCUAGAGGGGCUUCAUUCUAUGCACCUGUCAGUUACACCUGUCUUGGUUCAGGGAAAUCAAACUGUUUGUUUUGUUUUCACGUAUCCUUAAAAACAAUUAUCUACAACUAAAAUCCCUUGUACUGGAUCUACUGCACAGCGAGGGCUGCCAAGCAAACAUGUUAGUUAUAUCUAUGUCUCUGCGCUUUAAGAUAACAGCAAAACUUAGACUGGAAUGUAGGCUCAGUCGAUUUAUAUUUCCCCCCCUUUUCCUGAGAAGCCCUUGGGCUUUGGCUUUUGCAGAUCUGUUGCAGAACACUGUUGCUGUGGACCGAGCCAGCUGCUGAAUAUCUUAAAGUCAUGUUGUUCCCAAAGCAUCAAGUGUCAGAACUUUGUGUUUUCAGUUGCAUUUAACCCAUUGCGCUCCAUGCAUUCAAGUCUGUAUUUAUCAACAGAAGACUUCAACCCUAUUUUCUGUACUACCUGGAAAUGAUUGUAGUCUUCUCUUCUGCUGAUCGAUCUCUGCAAAUCAUUUUGACUUGUGAUUUCUUUUUCUGAGGCUGGACAAGAGAGAGGAGGUCACCCGGAGCUCUCAGUAUCAAUGCUGGAACCCCACUCAACUAAUCAGCUGAGAGCGCAAUUUGCCUAAUUGCUCAGUGUUUGCUGUUUAUAUUACAGAAGAGUCGGACGUUACUGAAAGCUCAAAAUCCACAAAGGGAGGCAGCUGAGAGCUAGGAAAUUGCUUGCCAGUAGGAAGAUGGGUUCAGUCAUUCAUUCACAAUCAAUUUCCCUGGAAGCAGCAUGCUUGGCAGUGGAAUUUCAGCAAAAGUAAGGCCAGGGUGAUGUAGGGAGUGAGUUUAAAACCUUCUAGCUGUUUUGAGAGUCCCAGGUGGGACUUUCUUCUACCCUUGCAGCCCUGCACAGUUGCUCUUCCCACUGGCUGACAGGGUACAGGGAGGGGUGAAGGGGAAUGGUUAUGCUAUGGCCUUGCCCUCCGCAUUAGCCCACAAAGCAGAUUCAGCAAAGAACUCCAAGCACAUCAGUCUCACUGGAGUCAACAGAAUUUGUGUUCCCUAAAGGUAAGCAUGUGCUUACGUGCUUUGUGGAAUCAGGGCCCAAGGGAGACAGAAGUGCUGCUGUGCUGUGCACACAGAGGAAGUCCUCAGUCAGAAUCCCUCCCGCAUCACCCUCUACACCCACCAAGCAUAGCCUGGGGUCGCAAGGGCUGAAUCUUGCCCUAGGUGAGAAAGCCAGGUCAGUAUUUACCACCUCUUUAUUCAUGCCCAGCUUCUGCAGCCCUGACAUCCCACAGACUUGAGUAGAAUAUCGAACCAGUUAAUUAGUGGGUGAGUUAUUAGGUGAUUCGUGUUUCCGCUCAUCCAGGCCAGUGACGUUUCUCUCUGAGUCUUUGCUUCUGGGUGGGAAGCAGCAUUUCUGCAUUUUAUUUAUUUUUAACAUUUGGCUUGGGACAAAAAAAGCCCAGCCUGCCCAGAGGGAAAUUUGGGAAGGGUUCCCGAAAUAGCACUCGACUGCAAAACAUCUCUUGGUUUAUUUUUACAAAGAUGCGAGCAUGUUUUAUUAACAAAAAGAGGGGAAAAAAAGCUUACAAUUUUAAUCCAGGAAUGUCAGUGUGCCUAAUAUUACAGGUCUUGUGAUUGAUACAAUUUCAUAACAACAUCCUUGUCCAAAUGAAGGGAAAUAGUGUAUUUACUCCAUGCAUGUACUAAGGCAUUGCAAAAAGUUUAACCUGCGUAAUGGGUUUGCGAACCUGCAAAUUGUUAAUGGGGCUACGUCGCAAAUGAUUCUCUGCCUUGACAAUCAUGUAUACAUAUCGAGAUUUCUAUCAUAAUGAUAAGUGAAAGGGAUGAUUAAUUGUUUUCCUCCAAUAAAUCCAAUUAAAUCAC
Mauremys reevesii (Reeves's turtle) is the source of this 9793-nucleotide messenger RNA. It is a transcript of the gene CAMK1D, whose product is annotated as calcium/calmodulin dependent protein kinase ID. The transcript has 11 exons. Gene Ontology annotation, molecular function: calmodulin binding; calcium/calmodulin-dependent protein kinase activity; ATP binding. Gene Ontology annotation, biological process: peptidyl-serine phosphorylation. The record is from RefSeq and is a predicted model, not a curated record. Gene Ontology annotation, cellular component: intracellular anatomical structure. Lineage: Eukaryota; Metazoa; Chordata; Testudines; Geoemydidae. The coding region runs from base 275 to 1456 and encodes 393 amino acids.